CAGGGACUCUGAGGCUCUUCUCAAAGUGUAACCCAAAUCUCUCCUCCCUCUGCUCUUUUUCCAGCUCAUCGUAAGUGGAGAACUCUGAACAGGAGAACUCAGGAACUGGAACAAGGCCCCUGUCCCAGCCUUCCUUACUGUGUGCUCCACUGGCCUGCCUGCUUCUCUCUCUCUCUCUCUCCCCCUCUCUCCUUCUCCCUCUGUCACUCUCUUCCUCUCCCUCUCCCUGCAGUGCUCUCACUGCAGCUCUGCGAGGAAAGACAAUGAGUCAACCUCUGGUAAGCUACUUACUCUCAAAGUUCUAUUCCGAUUAUCCUCCGCCAAACUUUAUAAGCCCUACAAUGAAAGUCGACAGGUUUCUGGGAACAUGUAAUAGGGAAGUUCGCUUUGGGGCUGUACGAAUACACCAAGGUGCAGGUUUCAGGUGGAUCCCCGCGGGGCCUAUGACAUGAGUUUGCCUGAGGGGAAUUUGUCCUUUGAGGAUGUGACUAUCAGCUUCACCUGGGAGGAGUGGCAGAAGCUGGAUGACUCCCAGAGGGCCCUGUACAAGAGUGUAAUGCUAGAAACCUACAGUCACCUGCUGCUUCUGGGGAAGUGCGUUACCAAACCUGCUGUGAUUAUCAAGUUGGAGCAGGGAGCAGAGCCAUGGAUUAUAAAAGAGCCUCCAGACCAGAGACUCUCAGAUUUUAAAGCUUUUGAAGAUGAACACCAAAUACGUCAUCCAAGCAGGAACAAUUUUAUGAAGAACUUUCCUAUCGUCUACAAAACCGAGCCGGAAGUGAAAACUCUUGACUACGAUGACCAAUGGGAAGCUUCCUGUACAAUGUCUGCUGUUGCUGACCGCCUUCAGAUCACCCACACAACAGAAAAUCCUUGUGAAAAUUUCACUGUAGUCGACAGACAUCCUAACACUCACACGGUGGACGACCCUUACGAAUGUACUCAGCGCGGGGAUACAUUCUCACUAAAGAAAGACCUCAGGAGCCAUGAGAGAACUCACUCAGCAGAGAGACGCCAGGAAUGUGAAACCUGUGGGGAAGCUUUCGCCCAACUGUCAGCUCUCACCAAACACAAGAAAAGCCACACAGAUGAGAAAGCCCUUGAGUGUGACGUGUGCGGAAAGACCUUCAACUGGAAGUCAUCUUUCAUGGAUCACCAGAACACCCACACCGGAGAGAAGCCCUAUGAGUGUAGAAACUGCGAGAAGACCUUCUCCCUGAAGACGAGCCUCAGGAGGCAUCAGAAGACUCACACAGGGGAGAAACCCUUCGAGUGUGAAGCGUGCGAGAAGUCCUUCACCCUCAAGUCAUCUCUCCUGGAACACCAGAAGAUGCAUGCGGGAGAGAAGCCCCCUGAGUGUCACAGGUCCGAGGACUCCCCCGCCGUCUCCCGGAAGUCAGUGCCCAGCGAUCAUCAGAACGCUGACACAGGGGGGGUGAAAGUCUACGACUGUAAAGUGUGCGGGAAGACCUUCAACUGGAAAUCCUCUCUGACGGACCACCAGAACACCCACACGGGAGAGAAGCCCUAUAAGUGCAAAGACUGUGAGAAGGCCUUCUCCCUGAAGACCAGCCUCAGGAGGCAUCAGAGAACUCACACUGGACUGAAGCCCUUUGAGUGUGAAGUGUGCGGGAAAGCCUUCUCUCAGAAAGCACAUCUGACCGUCCACCAGAAAACCCACACGGGAGAGAAGCCCUUUGAGUGUGAUGUGUGCGGGAAGGCCUUCUACCAGAAGCUGUCGCUCAUUGAUCACCAGAGCGCCCACACGGGCGUGAAGCCCUACGAGUGCACUGCCUGUGGGAAGGCCUUCACCCGCAAGUCCACGCUGACGGAACAUCAGAAGACACACACGGGUGAGAAACUCUACCAGUGUCGGACCUGCGGGAAAGCUUUUGCCUCCAAGGUGUACCUGAGCUUGCAUCAGAAGACCCACUCGGGAGUGAAACCGCCUCAAGAAGGGAAAGCCUACGAGAAAGCCCUGUCUUCCAAGGGAAGCCCCAGGAUGUGCCCCAAAUCUUACACGAGGGUGAGACCCUACGACUGUAAGGUGUGUUGGAAAACCUUCAACUGGAAGUCAUCUCUCACGGACCAUCUGAACACCCACACGGGAGAGAGACCCUACAAAUGUGAAGAGUGCGGGAAAGGCUUCUCCCUGAAGACGAGCCUCAAAAGCCACCAGAGGACUCACACAGGGGAGAAGCCUUUUGAAUGCAAAGUGUGUGGGAAAGCCUUCUCCCAGAGAGCGCACCUGACCGUCCACCAGAAAACCCACACGGGAGAGAAACCCUUCGAGUGCGAAGUGUGCGGCAAGGCCUUCUCCCAGAAGACACACCUGACUGUCCACCAGAUUAUCCACACGGGAGUGAAGCCCUUCGAGUGUAAAGUGUGUGGGAAGGCCUUCACCCGGAAGUCGACCCUCCUCGAGCAUGAGAACAUCCAUGCGCGUGAGAAGGCCCACGAAUGCCAGGUGUGUAAGAAAACCUUCCCCUUCAAGGUAAACCUCAGAAAGCAUGAGAGAACUCACACUGAAGUGGACCUCCCCGGUUCGGGGAGAUAGUGGUCACGCAGAGGAACUCAUGCCUGAGGUACCACCAGUGCAGACACCAUGUCCCAGAGCUGAGCAGUGCUGUGGUUUAAAAAAAAAGAAAGGAAAGAAAAAAAAAAAACUAUAUAAAUGCAAAACACUUGGGAAAGCUGUCACCCCGAAGUCAACUCUCACCCAUCACCAGGAAAUCCACACAGGCGGGAAACCAUUUGAAUGGAAAUGGAUUGGGGACAGGGUGCCCUGUUAAGCACACAUUGUACUAAGUGCAAGGACCCGCACAAGGAUCCUGGUUCGAGCUCCCGGCUCCCUGCCUGCAGGGAGGACGCUUCACAAGUGGUGAAGCAGGUGUGCAGAUGUCUCUCUCUCUCUCUCUCCCCUUCUCUGUCUCUCCCUCCUCUCUUAGUUUCUCUCUGUCCUAUCCACAAAAUGGAAAAAAUGGCCACAGGAGUGGAUUUGUAGUGCCGGCACUGAGCCCCAGGAAUAACCCUGGAGGCAAACAAAACCAAGCAAAACAAAAAAUGAGAAAGCUUUCUCCCUUCAGGCAAGCCUCAGUCAGAAAGCAUCAAAGAACUCGCUGAGGAGAGAAAGCCUUUAUAGAAUGUGAAUCUUUUUGGGUGAGCCUCUCAGGAAGCAUAUUUCACCGAACAUCAGAACACCCACCUGAGAGCUAAGCCCUAUGACUGUAAGGCAUGUGUUAAGGACCUGGGUUCGAGCCUGUGGUCCCCAGUUGCUGUGGCAAAGUUUUGCGAGUGAUGAAGCAGUGCUGCAGGUCUCUCUCAUCUACCCCCUUCCCUCUCAAUUUCUGGCUGUCUCUAUUCAAUAAAUAAAGAUAAUUACAAAACAGCCAUCCAAAAAGAUCUGUGUACACAUAUGUUCUUGGCAGCACAAUUUGUAAUAGCCAAAACCUGGAAGCAACCCAGGUGUCCAACAACAGAUGAGUGGCUGAGCAAGUUGUGGUAUAUAUACACAAUGGAAUACUACUCAGCUGUAAAAAAUGGUGACUUCACCGUUUUCAGCCGAUCUUGGAUGGACCUUGAAAAACUCAUGUUGAGUGAAAUAAGUCAGAAACAGAAGGAUGAAUACGGGAUGAUCUCACUCUCAGGCCGAAGUUGAAAAACAAGAUUAGAAAACACAAGUCGAACCUGAAAUGGAAUUGGAGUAUUACACCAAAGUAAAAGACUCUGGGGUGGGUGGGUGGGUGGGGAGAAAAAAAAAAAAGUAGGAAAAAAAAAAAAAUAAAGAUAAUUAAAAAAUUUGAAAAAAAGUUCUAAGAAUGGAAGGCAUCCAGAGAUCAGCUUUCAUUC
Erinaceus europaeus (western European hedgehog) is the source of this 3849-nucleotide messenger RNA. Its product is annotated as zinc finger protein 260-like. The coding region runs from base 449 to 2557 and encodes 702 amino acids. The transcript has 4 exons. Lineage: Eukaryota; Metazoa; Chordata; Mammalia; Eulipotyphla; Erinaceidae. Gene Ontology annotation, biological process: regulation of transcription by RNA polymerase II. The record is from RefSeq and is a predicted model, not a curated record. Gene Ontology annotation, molecular function: RNA polymerase II cis-regulatory region sequence-specific DNA binding; DNA-binding transcription activator activity, RNA polymerase II-specific. Gene Ontology annotation, cellular component: nucleus.